AUGUCGAGCCAGCACGUCCAGGCCUACAGCUCCCUGAUGAAGGGCUUGACUGAGCUGGACAUCCGUGGGUCUGACGUCCCGAGCGUUCUCGAUCUGGUUGGAGAUCGGGCCUUCCCACUGGUGAUGAACAGCCACGGACAAAUCCUGAUGGCCGCCUCCAUGUACGGCUCCGGCAGAAUUGUAGUCCUGGGUCAUGAGGGUUUCCUGACCGCCUUCCCCGCUCUGACGGAGAACGCAGUCUUUUGGCUGCAGGGAGAUGGAACCGACGACCGUCCAGUGGGGGUCCACCAGACCGUCGAGGCAGUCGCCGACAGCCUGAGCAAAUCCUGCAGCCCAACUACUGUUGUGGAUGGCUUCGACAAGAACUUGGAGCUCGCCGUGUUUGUGACUGACGCCAAAUCUGUUUCUGGAAAAGAGGAAGACCUGGUGGAGUUCUUGAGGUGUGGAGGGGGAGUUCUGAUCGCAGGGCACGACGAGAACGCCGCUCAAAAAAAUCCAGCAGAAAACACCAAGUUCCAUUUCGUAGCCAACGCUGUCACCAGUGUGGCUGGGAUCUACUUCACCCAACACCCUGCUACUGUUGAGCUGCUGCCUGUGCCCCCACAGAUCCCGUCAUCCUGGAAGUCUUUGGCGGUCAGGCACAGGCCUGAAGAUGACUUGGAGGUUCUGCUUCAGGGUAUUUCAGAGUUUAAUCUUGUCACUUCCCAUGUGCCCUCUGAACUCCUGGUUCACGGGCCGAAGGCGUUUCCCAUCGGCGCCACCGAAAACGGCGAGACCUUCCUGGCUGGAGCUCACUACGGCAAAGGUCGGAUUGUGGUCAUCGGGCAAGAAGGACUGCUUGGAGCUGAGUCACUGGUUCCUUUCUGGAAGAACGCUGUGACUUGGCUGGACCAAGGUCGGAACGGCACCAUCGGAGUUUCGCCCACGCUCCCAAGAGUCUACAGCCUCUUCACCAGUUAUGAGAUCAACUGUCAGCAGAGAGACUUCAGCAAAGACCUGAGCGUGUUUGUGUGUAAAGCCUAUAUUGACGAAGACAAAAUAACAGAGCUCCAGGAGUUUGUGGCAGAGGGAGGAGGGAUGCUGGUCGGAGGCCAAGGCUGGUACUGGGCGCACACGUACCGAAAGAAGAAUGUGCUGACCGAUUUCCCAGCUAACAAGUUCCUGUACAAGAUGGGGGUGAGCAUUCUGGGCAAGAUGAUCGCUAACGCAGUGUACCAGGCUCCUCAUCCCAGCCGGGACAUCAGGGAGGCUUACCACCUUCGUCACAUGAUCCACCACUUCACUGCUCACAUGACGCAAGGAACGGACCUGACCAAACACGAGGAGGCAAACCUGAAAAAGCUGGGCAGCGACUCUGCCGUCUUCCUGCAGAUGAAAGCUCACCACUGUGCCUCCUACUCUCAGCUGUUGGACGUCAUCACAGACGUGGUGAAGACAUGUGGGCUACCUCAGGUGACAGAGAGCACCCCGGUCUCCACUGCCAAAGAUCACGCACUGCUGCACAUGGGAGCAGGGUUAUACAGAGCCCACCCCAAUCGUGACAAACUGCUGCCCCACCUCAUUAAGGACAUCCCAUCCCUGCCUGUUGUCAACAACUACAAAGUCAUAGUGGAUGCAGACACGACAGGAGGAGAAGAAUGGAUCAGUACUGGGCUCUACCUUUCUCCCGGCAUGGAGACCUCUGUAGUUGUGCCGGAGCAGAUCGUCGACAAGGGGUGGGAGAUCCAAAUCGGGUCUCAAGCUGACACUUUGAGAAAAGACCUGCUGAAGAGGCCACCGCGCGUCUGUGUGCGCUUCCCGGUAACAGCACGAGAGACUGAGGUGUACAACCUGUACGGAGGCCUCAUCUACCUCGUAGCUCCACACCAGACCCAGAUGAGUGAGCUGGAGAUCACAGUGGAGUUGGCUGUGCUGGCUCCGUAUUACAAAUUUGGCGUCACCACAGCAGAAGACUGGUCCAAGCUGCGGUCAGCCCCGGCUCCCUGGGCCGAGCUGGAGUUCGACAACAUCAUCCUCACUGUUCCCUCCAGAGUUGUACGGGAACUGGAGAAGCCUGAAGAGUUGGCGGAACAUUGGAACAGCAUCAUGAAGGCGAUCGCUGAUCUGGCCGUCAUCCCAACGAAAUUCCUCCGCAAAGAGAGAUUUGUGACGGAUGUCCAGAUCUCUCACGGUCUGAUGCAUGCUGGGUAUCCCAUCAUGUCGCACCAGCCCACAGCCGCUCAGCUGGUCAGCAUCGAGCACAUGAUGUCCAAAGGCCUGUGGGGUCCGAUCCAUGAACUGGGCCACAACCAGCAGAGAGGAUGCUGGGAGUUCAAGCCGCACACCACAGAGUGCACCUGCAACAUUUGGACUGUGUACGUGCACGAGGAAGUGUUUAAGAUCCCCAGAGCUAAGGCUUACCCAGGCCUGACCCCGGAGAAAAGGAAGGCCCAGCUGGACCAGCAUGUGAAAAAAGGCAGAAAAAUGGAGGAUUGGACUGUUUUUGUGGCCCUGGAGACAUACCUGCAGCUCCAGGAGAAGUUUGGCUGGGACGCGGUGAAGAAUGUGUUCGCCGCUUACCACAACAUGACCAGCUUUCCUGCCGACAACCAAGGGAAGAUGAACCUGUACGCUGAGACCUUUUCCCAGGUUGUGGGGAUGAAUCUGUGCGAGUUCUUCAAAGCCUGGAGCUGGCCGAUAGAUCCGAUCACGGAGGAGAAGCUCUGCCACCUGCCUGCGUGGACAGAUCAUCCCAUGGUCCACUACGACUGA
Molecule: messenger RNA, 2751 nt
Organism: Synchiropus splendidus (mandarinfish)
Lineage: Eukaryota; Metazoa; Chordata; Actinopteri; Syngnathiformes; Callionymidae
Product: TRPM8 channel-associated factor homolog
Exons: 11
Coding region: 1-2751 (916 amino acids)
Source: RefSeq, a predicted model, not a curated record